AUGCAGCCUAUCUCACCAGAGUCGACGGCGUCGACCUUGUCGAUGGAUGAGGCUAAGGCCUCCCCUCUCGCGUUACUACACGAACAUUCUCUUGAGCUUACCCCGGAUGGAAAAUAUGUGCGAUGGUUGCGUGAUCAUCCGAAGCAUCCUCGCAAUUGGUCUGGAGCGAGGAAGACAUAUGAUGUUGUUCUCAUUUGUCUAUUGGAUCUUUUCAUCACAGCAUCUAGCACCGCUGGUUCGGCUGCAGCUGCACAAGCUAAGCAUGAAUAUAACAUGAGUGAAACGCUAUCUACCUUUGUUUUUGUGACGCUAUUUCUCCUCGGCCAGGUGGCAGGCACUAUCUUGUUCCCGCCAUGGUCAGAAGCCUUUGGGCGCAAGAACAUGUACAUUUUCAGCAGUGGUCUAAGCGCAAUUUGCUGCAUGAUCAUUGGCCUUGUACGCCCAUUGCCUAUUAUUAUCAUCAUGCGAAUCAUCGCUGGGCUUCUCUCCGCGAUCCCGUACACCAUUAUCGGUGGAAGCAUUGAAGAUAUGUUCAACUCGCAAGCCCGAAUCUGGGCUAUGUACUAUUGGACCAUUGCAUCAAACAUCGGUCUGAUUCUUGGGCCUAUCAUGAGCAGCUAUAUCGUAGCAGGUCUCGAUUGGCGGUGGAACUUUUAUAUAUUCGCCAUGAUCAUUGCUGUAGUCACAGGCGGUCUAUUCUUUGUUCGCGAAUCUCGACCCUCUUUGUUGCUGGCCAAUGAGGUCAAGCAAGUCACAGACAUGACGACUAUGAAGUCGAUUCCGCCGCCUCUUAAUCAUGACCAUAUACCAGAUCUCCAUACAUUUGCAAAGGAGUCUCUUUUCCGGCCGGUCCAGCUCUUCUUCCAAGAACCCAUCAUCUUCAUCGUUUCAAUGAUGAUUUCCGUGGCCAUGUCUCUGAUAUAUAUCUUCACGCAAGCCCUGCAGCCCAUCUAUGAAUCGAUGGGAUUCGCAGAGACCGAGGCAUCCCUCAUCUUCAUCGCUAUUGGACUGGGAACUGUUCUCAGCGUGUUCACCCGCAUACUUGAUGGCUAUAUCCUUGACUACUUCCGCCGCCAGGGGCAGCCUAUCAAGCCAGAGUACAAACUCGUUGGGCUGGGCCUAGGUGGCCCAUUCCUUGCAAUUGGUCUGUGGUGGUUUGCUUGGACUAUUCCACCAGAUGUUCAGACUGCAUGGAUUGUGCCCACAAUAUCUCUUGUGUUGGUGGGGUAUGCUCUAACGGAGAUGGACACCGUGCUGUAUGGGUACAUCUCAGAUAGCUAUCUGAGUUAUUCUGCAAGUGCCACUGCGGCAGUUGCGUUUGUGCGAGCGCUGCUAUCUGGUGCAUUCCCGCUCUUUACAACGCAAAUGUUCGACGGGCUUGGUAACAACAUUGCUAUGUCUGUGUUGGCUGCUCUGGCCACUGCAUUCUGUAUCGUGCCGCCUGUGUUUAUCUUUUACGGGGAAAGGAUCCGUCGGGCUAGCAAGUUCGCUCGGUACAGUUGGGAGAUUCAGGAAGAAUUGGGUAAAGAUGAGGAGGAUUGGUGA
Molecule: messenger RNA, 1545 nt
Organism: Penicillium soppii
Lineage: Eukaryota; Fungi; Ascomycota; Eurotiomycetes; Eurotiales; Aspergillaceae
Exons: 5
Coding region: 1-1545 (514 amino acids)
Biological process (GO): transmembrane transport
Molecular function (GO): transmembrane transporter activity
Source: RefSeq, a predicted model, not a curated record